AUGAGUACUAAGCAUUUCUUCCACCAAACAGAGGGCGUCGUGGUCCAAGGCCUGGAGUGCCUCGUCGCCAGGAACAGCCAUCUUGCCCUCGAUGCCCCCCACAAGGUCGUCUACUCCAGGACACAUCAUCCCUCGAAGGUGACUGUUAUCUCGGGCGGCGGGAGUGGCCACGAGCCAGCAUGGAGCGGCUACGUAGGCGAUGGGAUGCUCGCAGCUGCUGUCAACGGCGAGGUCUUCGCCAGUCCUUCCACCAAGCAGAUCAUGGCCGCGAUCAAGCACGUGCCAUCAGAUGCAGGUAUCAUCCUCUGCAUCACGAAUUAUACUGGGGACAAUCUGCAUUUUGGACUGGCAAGAGAGAAAUCGGAAGGUCUAGGGUACAAGGUUGGCAUACUCAGGAUGACGGAUGAUGUGGCACUGGGCAGGAAACAGACGGAGAACACGGGACGAAGAGGAUUGGCUGCCAAUAUGUUUGUUCUGAAGCUGUGCGGCAGCGCUGCAGAAGCGGGCUACGACUACGAGAAGUGUAUGAAGAUUGGCCUCUCCGUCAAUGCGAACGCCGUCACUGUUGGGUCGUCUCUAGACCACUGCCACAUUCCGGGCAGAGAGCAUCACCGAUCAAUACCACAGGACGCGUACGUGCUGGGGAUGGGCAUACACAAUGAGGCUGGACUACACGAGAUCUCGCCCAUGCCACCCGUUGAGGACCUGGUCGGGGACAUGCUGAAGUACUGUCUAGACCCAACCGACAAAGAGCGAGCUUUUGUCGAGUUCAGGCAAGACGAUGUGGUCUGCCUUCUCAUCAACAACUUUGGUGGGAUGUCUAACUUCGAGAUCGAAGCUUUAACGAGCGUUACUCGGAAAGUGUUGGAGCGCGACUGGAAGAUUAUACCCAGGCGGAUCUUUGCCCAGGACUUCGAGACCUCGCUUAAUGCUCCUGGGUGGUCCAUCUCGUUGCUCAAUGUGUCAGGUAUCGAACGCGAGACAAAAACAAGCAUAUUCACCUUGAUUCAUCUCCUUGACCAGGACACAACGGCUCCAGCAUGGCCUAGGAAUGGUUACAGGGAAAUCGUGCCCGUCAAAGAAAAGGCUAAGCUGUCAGUAGACAGCGCUACAGAAGCUGCCGCGAAGCAAGGGCCCACGGUGGACGCUACAGCCCUGGACUCGGCUUUGAGGAGUGCAUGCAACGCUGCGAUCCAGGCGGAACCAGAUAUCACCAAGUGGGAUAUUCAAAUGGGAGACGGGGACUGUGGUGAGGCUGUUGUGGGCAUGUGCAAAGGAGUGCUUAAGAAGUUGAAUGCAGGUUUGACGAACGAGGGGUCUUUCUUCCAUACCCUGGACGAGGUCGGCGAAGCAGUGGAGGAGAUUGGUGGCACUUUGGGCGCAAUAAUCAGCAUCGUCCUGGCAUCUUUCACGACCAGUUUGAGGCAAGCAUACGCCAGAGACGAGAGCGGGUUUUCUCUCGACACGAAGAGUGCCGGCCAAGCUGCUGGAGCGGCUCUGAAGAAUUUGAUGAAUUACACCAGCGCAAGGCAGGGCGGGAGAACAGUCAUGGACACGCUGAUACCGUUUUGUGAGGCGUUGGAAAAAGACGCUGAUCUUGCCAAGGCCGUGGAUGCUGCCCAGCUGGGAGCUCAGAGCACAUCAGGCAUGAAAGCUAGCUUUGGAAGAGCUACAUAUGUUGGUGAAAGCGCCGAGACAAAGCAGGACGCACCUCCAGAUCCAGGAGCGAUGGCAGCAUUUAUUUUCUUGCAGGGUCUCCUAUCUGGCCUCAAGCAGUAG
Fulvia fulva is the source of this 1779-nucleotide messenger RNA. RefSeq names its product Dihydroxyacetone kinase 1. The coding region runs from base 1 to 1779 and encodes 592 amino acids. Gene Ontology annotation, cellular component: cytosol. Gene Ontology annotation, molecular function: ATP binding; glycerone kinase activity. NCBI's taxonomy places the organism in Eukaryota, Fungi, Ascomycota, Dothideomycetes, Mycosphaerellales, Mycosphaerellaceae. Gene Ontology annotation, biological process: glycerol catabolic process. The record is from RefSeq and is a predicted model, not a curated record. The transcript is spliced from 3 exons.